Messenger RNA from Trematosphaeria pertusa, 814 nucleotides. RefSeq lists its product as uncharacterized. The record is from RefSeq and is a predicted model, not a curated record. The transcript has a single exon. Bases 126 to 563 code for a protein of 145 amino acids. Lineage: Eukaryota; Fungi; Ascomycota; Dothideomycetes; Pleosporales; Trematosphaeriaceae.
GGAUUUCGCAAAUUCCUAGCCCCGCGGACGAUGUUCCACCAUACGAUAGGAGGCGUGCGCUUGCGCUGGCCUAUCCCUUCGCAUGCGCCGGGCCGGGUCGCCGGGUUGAUAGCGGUGCCUCGUGGAUGUUUGCGAGGCCGGGGCGGCUGGUGCGGUGGGUUGCGCUGUCGCUCGUCGCGGGGUGCCGGCGAUGCAGCAGCGAACGCGUUACGAGGCUGCGACGAGAGUAUCCGAACUGGGCGGGCGCCGCACGGCGAGGGAGCAGAUGUGGGCGGUGGCGGCGGGAUCUGGGUGUCUGGUCGAGCGACGUCUGCGGUGCGGGCAGUCAAAUGUCGUCUGGCUGGGGUGCCGUCAGUCGCUCCUUCGGUUCGCCAAGGCCAAGACCAGAGGUGUUUCAGUGGGUCGCAUACAAUAUGCCUUGGAGCCUCGACGAAGAACGCCUGCUUGCGCCCACGUCGUUGAAAAUGCGAAGUUCGCCUUCGUGUGCCCAAUGCGUUGUAGCAGUCUUCGCCUUCGCGCACGCGUUGCGGAUGGCUGGUUGCUGGCUGUGCAAGGCCCUCUGACGUUGGCCUCAGCUCGAAACUACUGCUGGUGCUGCCCAUCCCGCGAACAUCAUAUCAGCCAUACCCUGCGCGCUCUGAGCGCAUCCCCGCCGCACGGCCCCUGCCAACACUCCUGAUACCGUUUGACACAUUCGAUGAACCCCCAGGAGCUGUUUGACAGUCGCUAGGGCCAGAAUCCAGUAGUCUCGAGCCUAUUCCUCGAGGUAGCACUGCCGUCGUUCGCGGACGACGGUCCUUCUCAGGCGGACUUU